Thamnophis sirtalis is the source of this 1643-nucleotide messenger RNA. It is a transcript of the gene OSTM1, whose product is annotated as osteoclastogenesis associated transmembrane protein 1. Gene Ontology annotation, cellular component: cytosol. The record is from RefSeq and is a predicted model, not a curated record. Lineage: Eukaryota; Metazoa; Chordata; Lepidosauria; Squamata; Natricidae.
GGCGCGGAACUAGGAAGUGGUCGGUUUCUUUGUCGUCUUCCUCGCCCGCGGUGGCAGUUAUGAGCUCGGCCACUCUGCUGCUGCUGCUGCCCGGCAUCUUGUUGGGCCUCUGUGCCGGGGAGAGUCUCAUCCCCGGCCGACAUCUGUUACUGCAAAGCGGUUUGGAAGAAAUAGUUUUGGGAGGCCGACGUGGCGCCUGGCCCUUGGCCCUGGAGGACCUGUCUUCGCUCGAACCGGAGUUCUUAGGGGUCUCGCAGGAGCCGCAGCUGGAUCCAGAGUGCAAGGAGCUCUUGAGUGCCUUCGCCAAUAGCAGCAUAAGAUUGGCUGGCUGCUUAAUCCAGAACGCCCGGCCUGUGACGCUCUGCCAGAACUGCUAUCAUCAAUUUGGGGAAGUCAUGCAGCAGUUCGAGAACAUCGAGAAUACUACUAAGAGUAACCGAUGUGCCCAAAGUCUCUUGAUGUCAGACAGGCUGCAGAUGGUUGCACUUGUGAACACGUUUUUUAAUGACACAUGGAUAAAAGCUAACUGUGCAAAUUGUUUAAAGGAGAAGAACGAAGGCUUAUCAGCUAGUACAGUGACGUUCCUGGCCUUAUACAAUGAAACAAUGACAUGCUUUAAACAGAACCUCCAGGAAGGAAACCUGCUACCAAGUAACUACUCAGUGGUCUGCAAGAACUGCAAUGCUACAUAUAAAAACUUGAGUUCCCACUACAGUAAGAUGCAGAGGAGUGGGCAGCAUGAAGAAUCUGGAGAACAGUUUCAUUUGUGCAUUGAUAUAGAGGAUGCAAUGAACAUCACACAAAGGCUGUGGAGCACAACUUUUAAUUGUUCUGUCCCUUGCACAGAUACAGUGCCAGUGAUUGCAGUUUCUUUGUUCAUUUUCUUUCUACCACUUGUUUUCUACUUGAGUACCUUUCUUCACUCAAAGCAGAAAAAACGUGUCCUGAUUCUGGGUAAGCGAAUUCACUCAAAUGCCAGCUUUGCGAACAUCCAAGAUAAAUCCAACUGAGAUUGAGAUGAAAUGGGAUAUUAAUUUGAUUGCUCUGAAGACAAUUAUAAUUUAACUUUACAUUAUGCUGUAAUAAAAGACUGUGUGUCUCAGAUAGGUGUAUGCACUAUUGUGCAAUAGUUCUCGGGGAUGAUAUGACCUCCAGAAACGAAAAAGAAACUAUAUUCUCUCCUUCAAUCCUUCUUGAACUUUUGUCUUACUUCCUGAUUGGUAAAGUUUUUAUACUUUAUAUAAUGGAUUAAUAACAUUGACUUCCAUGUAUGAUGAGCUUAUGUGAACAUUCCUUUCUAAUUCUUACCUGAAUGCUGAUUUAUUUAAAAGUUAUCAUUAUUUAAAAAUGAAAAAAAUGAAUUCAAUGGCUUAAUAUUUAUCAGCAAACAAAUCUUAGUGUUUAGUCUACAUUGCUAUUAAAAAUGCUGUUUGACUCAUAGAAAUAAAAUGUGAAUUUUAUAUACUAUAUUGCUGGCAAUAAAAAUGAUUAUUAGAAUUAUAAUAAUUACAGAGUUCGACUUAAGGAAAAAUGUCAUGUCUUGAUAUUUCUAGUGUAGUAUACUUGAAUAAGCUCUUAUCUCUAUUGGCUGGUUAAAAGCAAGAUUAAACUAAUGGAAAGUCUGUUACUUAAAUAUUCUCUAA